UGUUCCCUGAGGCAUGAAAAUAAAUCUUAGUUUCAAUCAAGAGCACGCUGCUGUGCACCACCCACAUUAAGGCAUCGACGGCGCAGGUAUUAUUAAGUGUACCAUUAGCGUUCCCUCGAAUCGGGACCACCCCCACCCUUGACACCCUCGGUCCCAAACGGCGGCGGCGUCAGUAUCCAGCGGCUCGGCAAAAGCGCUGCCGACGGUCAGAGCAACAAGUGCGGCGUCGAGCAGAGGACCGUCCAGUCCGUCAUGGAGCAAGUGUUCGUGCGGAAGCUGUCCUGCAUCUUGGGCAUCAACUCGCAUCCCACCAUCCGCUCGCGCAUCUACUCGCUGUCCAUAUUUUGCGUCAUCACGUCGUCGUGCCUGAACCUGCUGUACAAGUCGGGCCUGGAGCCACUCCUCAACCCAGACACCGACGUCUCCCUCUCCAUCGCCUACAUGUUCGACCUGAUCGCCCGCAUCGCCAGGGUCAUCAGCUACAUCAUCAUGCACAUUCUCACCUACAAGCACUCGGACAGAUUUGAAAAAAUCUACCACCAGCUACAAGUGGUGAAGCGGAGGGUGUGUGGCAACCCUGGCCUCCACAGCAACGAUGCGUUCAGAUUCGCCGUCAUGUUCGCCCUGAUCCGGCUGCUGGCGACCUUGACACCGGUUUUCUCGCGGUCCAACAGCGAACUUGUCGCCACCCUGAUGGACAUCCCCUUCCACCUGAAGUUCAUCUUCAACUUUUACAUGGAGUUGCAGCUCUUCACAUUUUGCUCCAUGCUGGAGCUCAGUUUCAGCUCGAUCAGGGCGCGACUCAGCCGGCUUCGCAAACACACGCCAAACAAUUCGCUCACCCAGUGCGGGAAAGUUUUUGUUGACAAAUGGGGUUUACCAAAGCAGCGUAGCCACCUAAUUCUGGAGAGUCUAUGGGUGGUCUCCUACUCCGAAUCAGUUCGCAGUUUGCGUCGCUCACACGCUGAGUUAUGCGAUUUGGCGAAUAGAAUUAACGCUCUCUUUGGGGUGCGACUUUUGGUGGAUAUCACGGCGCAGCUGUUGGCCCUGCUCCUGCGGCUCAAGAUCGUAAUCAUCUGGACCUUCACGGCCAUCAAAUCGGCGCGCGACCCGCACAGCACUUUCUUGAAGGACGCCACCGAGAUGGAGCGGGCCAUUUCCGCUCUGGUCCUCUGCCCCAUCCACAUUGGCACCGUGUACGCUGUCGUCUUCUACUGCACGCGAACGGUCAAAAAGAAUGAUAUGGUUCUUUCGGAAGUGUAUAAACUGUUGAACCACUCUCUCGACUCCAGAGAUUCAGAGGAGCUAAAAAUAUUUGCAUCGCAGCUCUCGCACAGAAGAGUUCAGUUCACUGCCGCAGGAGUGAUGCCUCUCGACUUCACUCUUUUAUACUCGUUCAUUGGAGUCGUGACAACAUAUUUAGUGAUUUUGACCCAGUUCGGCGCUUCCUUGUCUAAAUACACUAUGGACGUCAAUUUGUGCAGUGAAAUGAUAAGAGAAAAGCAAAACACGUGAAUGAAAACAGUGCGCAUACUGCCCAAAAACUCAAAACAAAAAAGUGUGAUGUAAACUUAAAAAAUAUUUUGGGGGUAUGUAAUCAAUGUGAUCAAGUAAUUUCACGCAAUGCAUUUUUCUUGCUCUAUUGUCUGACUAUUAAUUUAACUUAUUGCUUGAAUGAGAAGGAUUUGUUGAUUGUGAUGCUAGUUAUUAAAAUAACUAAUUAAUAAGGUUUUAGUUUUUACAUCACACAUACUCAUCAAGAGAUUAUCAGCCUAUAAUUUCUACCCAAUUACUUUUGUACUCAACGCACUCUGAAGAGCAAGAGCUGGAAAUAACGUUGUGAAACAGAAUCACGCGGUAUAAACAAGGAGAGCAUCUCACCUGCGCGCGACCAAUACAAAGCUCAUCACUGUAUGAUAGCCUCUUCAUAUGGCAAAAAAAUAUUAUCUUGUGGGACGAUGAGAAAUCACAUUUUAUAGUGGCUGAUAAUAAAUUUAGUACAUAUACCACAUUGUUAUAAAAUCCAAAAAUGGCUUAUAUUCGCCAUUAUUAGUGUCAAAAUAACCUGCAAACUGUUGUGCACGUGAUUUUGGCUGCGCCACCCAGGUGAUAGCCAACCCCGUCCAGGUGGGAGUGCACCACCCUCAACGCACCCUAUAAAGCACAAGGGACUGAUUGCCGAG
Messenger RNA from Cloeon dipterum, 2183 nucleotides. RefSeq names its product putative gustatory receptor 28b. The transcript is spliced from 6 exons. Gene Ontology annotation, biological process: male courtship behavior; chemosensory behavior; sensory perception of taste. NCBI's taxonomy places the organism in Eukaryota, Metazoa, Arthropoda, Insecta, Ephemeroptera, Baetidae. Gene Ontology annotation, cellular component: neuronal cell body; axon; membrane. The record is from RefSeq and is a predicted model, not a curated record. The coding region runs from base 253 to 1515 and encodes 420 amino acids.